AUGAUCAACAUCUCCCGAUUGAAUGAUACGAUUUGAUUGAAGUAGGUCUGAUUUGAAAAUCUCAAAAAGUACCUUCAAAAUGAAAAAAAAGUUGUUGAAUUUCACUCCACUCAUCUCGAGUUAUUGACGAUUGAAAACAAUCCAUUUUAGCCCGCCCCCUCGUUGUUAUUAUUGUUUUCUUUUAUUUUGCGUGUGGAUGCAGACGUGUUCAGACGUGUUUGAUGAAUGUUGGUGAAUUCUGGAAUAUUGUGACAUAAUUAUUGCAAAGUGACGGAAGCCGGCAGGAUGCCACAGGGACGAAGAAAAGCUCCGUUCAGUGGCAAGGCUAAGAAGCAACAGAUGCAGGCGAAAAAACAUCGAAAACAGACAUUCCUAGAAAACCCCCAAAAGCAAGGUGACGACGUUGAUGAUCACUCAGAGCUGGGAAAAAUUCAAAAAAUCAACAAACAACCUCGUGAUACAACUGGUCGAGACCGCUACGCCCUCCAGUUCUUCCAAGAAUCCAAAGAAGAACUCCAGCACCGAAAAGAGGAGGGCCGAAAGACCAUUCACCCCCUCCCCCUGGACCAACAGGAAGUCUCUUCAAACUACUUCCCAGAGGGUUUGAACAUGCCAAAACGUCCGCCCUGGGACUUCUCAAUGUCCCGAGAGCUCCUAGAUAUGAGAGAACAGAAAUACUUCAUAGAAUACCUGAGACAACUCGAGAGUAUCAAGGAUAUUAGCUACUUCGAGCUGAACUUGGAGACAUGGAGGCAGCUUUGGAGGGUCUUGGAGAUGUCUGACAUUUUCUUAAUCAUAGUGGAUAUCAGGUACCCCGUCCUGAUGUUCCCUCCUUAUCUAUACAACUACGUAACGAAUGAUCUGAAGAAGGACAUGAUUCUGGUUCUCAAUAAGAUUGAUCUGGCUUCUCCAGCGCUGGUCCUCGCCUGGAGGGAGUACUUCCAGCUGCAUUACCCCACAGUUCACAUACUAUUCUUCACAUCUUUCCCCAAGUACAACCUCAGAGGGAACCAAGAAGACGGCGAAGGAUUAAAACAGAGGAGACGAAGAGGAAAGCUGAGGAUGGCAGCAGAAGGCGCCCAAAAACUCCUAUCGACCUGCAAGGCAAUUGUUCGAGACCAGGUGGAUCUGUCAUCCUGGCAGGAGAAGAUACAUGAGGAGAUGCAGAUGGAGUACGAUCUCGAGGACAUUGAUCAUAAGGAGAAUACAAUCGUUAAGAAGGAGGAUACCAGUUACUUUGAGCAUGAAAAAUACAAGAAUGGGGUUCUUACUAUUGGAUGCAUUGGGACGCCCAAUGUUGGCAAGUCCUCGUUGAUGAAUGCAUUGAUGGGGAAGAAGGUGGUGAGUGUGUCGAGGACACCUGGGCAUACCAAACAUUUUCAGACGAUUUAUCUGACGAAGACGGUUUGUCUUUGUGAUUGUCCCGGGCUCGUGUUUCCUUCGACUGUUCCCAAGCAGCUGCAGAUCUUGAUGGGAUCGUUUCCAAUUGCUCAGGUGAGGGAGCCUUACACCACAAUCAAGUUCUUGGGGGAAAGAUUAGAUCUACCAAAAUUACUGAGGAUCCAGCAUCAGGAGAAUGAUGAGACCUGGUCGGCCUUGGACAUCUGCGAGGGAUGGGCUGCCAAACGGAAUUACAGAACUGCCAGAACUGCUAGGCUGGAUACCUACAGGGCUGCUAAUUCUUUGCUGAGGAUGGCGCUGGAAGGCAAGAUUUGUAUUUUUGUUUAUCCAGAAAGGUGGAGCAAGGAAAAGGAAAGAUGGGAGAAACAUGAAGAUGUGGAGAUGAUCAGGUGGAUUCAGGCGAGUGUGAAAGAGGGCGAGAGUGAUUACUGUGGAGCUGAAGGGGAACAUGAUUCGUAUUCGGAGGACGAGGAUAGUGAGAAGAGUGAUGAGGGAGAUAAUAGUGAUGAAGAGGAAGGGGAUGAGGAUGAUGAUGAUGAUGAUACCGAGCACGGGGAGGGGUUGAUGGUGUCUGGAAAUAGGUUUGGAGCACUUGCCGAUGAUUAAGAGAGUUUUGGGAGGGGAAUAAAGAAAAUCAAUGAGAGAAUUGUUAGGAAAUAUUAGUAUUAUUGUUAGAAUAGGUUUGGGGAAAAUGUCAAGAGUUUUUUAAGGGGAGUUUGGUCGGCUGCAAAUAUUACCUUUUGAGUUUUUGUGAUAAGUCCAAUAGUUCUGGAUUAAAAAUUGUAUCGAAUGCAUUCAUAGAUUAUUUUACAAACAUCUUUGAAACUAUUGAAUGUAAAAAGGAAUGUCAAGAGAUCUUUUUGAGCAUGAAAUUCUCCACAGGAAAGAUAUCUUGAUAUUCUCUAAUCACUCAUUACUGAUAAUUCAAUAAACAUGGUAUAAACUACUAGGUUUAUUAACGAA
Diachasma alloeum is the source of this 2364-nucleotide messenger RNA. It is a transcript of the gene Ns4, whose product is annotated as guanine nucleotide-binding protein-like 1. Bases 286 to 2007 code for a protein of 573 amino acids. NCBI's taxonomy places the organism in Eukaryota, Metazoa, Arthropoda, Insecta, Hymenoptera, Braconidae. Gene Ontology annotation, molecular function: GTPase activity; GTP binding. The record is from RefSeq and is a predicted model, not a curated record. The transcript is spliced from 3 exons.